AUGCGUUCCGUCGCCGUUGCAUAUGGUAUCCUCGCCGCUGCGCUUGCGCGCGCUGCUCCUCAAGCCACUCCGACCGUUUACCUGGCGGGUGACUCUACCAUGGCUCAGACAGGUGCCAACGACGGCAGUACUGCUGGGUGGGGCGCAUACCUCGCAAACUACAUCAGCUUGACCGUCAACAAUGAGGCCGUUGGUGGUCGUUCGGCUCGCAGCUUCACGCGUGAGGGGCGCUUCGAUACCAUAGCCGGUCAGAUCAAGUCGGGAGACUACGUCGUCAUCGAGUUCGGCCACAACGAUGGCGGCAGUCUCACGCCCACCGACAACGGGCGCACAGACUGUAACCCCUCCGGCACGGACUACUCCGUGACCUGCACUACAGUCUACAACGGUGUCACCGAGACCGUGCUCACGUACGAGGCAUACCUCGCGAACGCAGCCAAGACCUUCAAGGCGAAGGGCGCGAACGUGAUCAUCUCGAGCGCUACCCCGAACAACCCCUGGGAGAGCGGAACUUUCAGCUACGCCUCCCCUCGCUUCGUCGGGUACGCGCGUGACGCUGCCACCGCGACCGGCGCGACCUUCGUCGACCACGGUCUCUACACCGCCGCGCUAUACCAGAAGGCUGGCGCGACUACCGUUGACAGCUACUACCCCAACGACCACACGCAUACCAGCCCCGCCGGUGCAAACGUUGUGGCGAGGGCGUUCGUGCUCGCGCUCGAGGCUACCGACUCGACUCUCGCGAACUACAUUACGCACGAUUGA
This is a messenger RNA of Peniophora sp. CBMAI 1063, 765 nucleotides long. The record is from the annotation of a GenBank genome assembly. NCBI's taxonomy places the organism in Eukaryota, Fungi, Basidiomycota, Agaricomycetes, Russulales, Peniophoraceae.